AGAACUCCCCAGGAUCUGUGAUGGAUCUGGAUGCAGAGACUGAACCCCUACUAGACAGAGGUGCAGGGGAGGCCAGCUCUUCCCAGUCCACCACUGCAGGAAUCACUGUGUAUCAAGAAAUACAGACACCCCUUGAGGUGCCAGCCCUGACAGCCCACGAGACUCACCACAUCUUCAUCAGUUACAGCAGCACAGACUCGGCCUGGGCCCGGGGACUGAUUCAGAAACUGGAGGCCACCCUUCCUGAGCUGAAUGUGUGUUUCCAUGAGCGGGAUUUCAUGCCAGGCAAAACCAUAAUUGAGAACAUGGUUGAGUCCAUCCAGGGAAGCCAGAAGAUCCUCUUAGUCCUUAGCCCAGACUUUGUCCAGAGCAGGUGGUGCUUGCUGGAGGCCAACCUGUCCGUCUUCCGAGACUGCAUUGAAAGGAAGCCUGUGAUCCCUGUCAUGCUGCAGACCUGCUCUGUCCCACUGCACCUCACCCACCUGACCUACCUCGAUGCCAGUGAUGUGCACUUCUUUGACAAAGUCAGCAAGGUGAUCUGCACUCCCAAUCACCAGAUGCAGAAUGCCACCAUGGUGCCUUACAACCCCCCAUCCCUCUACAACGGGAAAACCCUGUUGACCUUACGUGCUGUGAAUGAGUGCUUUCUAUUGAAAUGGUCAGGGGGUAUAUUCAGUGAUGUAGUCCCUGACCAGCUGAGCAUGGUGAGUGAUGAUCCUGAGCCGUACAGGACAGCCAUCCAGAUGAUUAAUGAGGUUUCCUCUAGGACAGUCCCUUGUUCUCCUGCCAUCUGUUUUUUUGUGAUAUGGACUUGUCUGUUUGUGACCUUAAUAUCUAACUUUUUCAUGCUCUUGGAUGCUGUAAAAGAGAAAGGAUUUUCCUGGUUCUUUGUGUGUUUCGCGUCUAUGUUGCGCACCCUGCUCCUAGUCACAAUUGUUGCACUUGUCAGCUGCAUUUACCACUACAACGUUAAAUUACCUAAUAUGAAACUCCUGGAGAUGUCCCAAGCUGCCGGCUUGGCCAACUGCCUGCUGCAGAAGAGCUCCCUGCUGAUGGGGUGUGCGUCCCACGCGGAACUCCACUUUGUCUACAUGUCCCUUGAGUGGUGCAGGAAAGAGUUCGCUGAGACCUUCGGGGAGAGCAGCCCCUCUGCUGAAGAGAUGUUCCAAAGACCCCCGCAUUAUUUCUCCUCUGAUUAUGCCUGCUGUGUAACCAAGAAGUAUUUCCACUUCUCCUGGGCAGGGGGCAUGCCAGGGCACUGGGAUAAAGGGCCUUGUUUUGCCAGUUUGUUUCUCAGCGUGUGAGGAAAGGCUCCUGGUGCUGGAAUGCUUCUGACCACUCAGGAAAGAGAGAGAGAGCUAGGAUUUGAUUCAAUAUGGGGAUCUAGACACUGGAUGGAAUAUUUGUUCUGGAGCUGAUUAUUCCAACUACCUACCCCUUGUUUGUUAAGGCUGAAAUGCUGUGCGUGUGGGAGAGGAAGGAGUUCUCCUCUAGUUCCAUUUUCCCACCAAAAGAACAAUAUGCCUGGGGCCAAGCCAGGGAACCCCAAACAACCUUCCCGCUAUACAUUCAGGUGUCAGAGUGUGGGCUGUUGUGUCUAACUGAAACACCACUAUGGCAAGUGCAGAUUCUGGAUGUAGAUUAAGUGUAAGUUAUUGAUAUGUUCCUAUGGUUGUAUGGGCUGACUGCUAAAAUAUAAUCCAUAUAUGGUAACCUGGGAAAGUAGAGGAAAACCUGCAAGUCAAGGCCACCAAUAUUGGGCUGGAGCUUAGACCAUAUACAGGUUUCUGGAAAGAGGUGCAAAUUAAAGUAGCCGUAUUGGUGAAAAUCACGAACCAAAGUGAAGUCAAACCAAAACAGAGACAAGCAGCAUUCCAG
This is a messenger RNA of Alligator sinensis (Chinese alligator), 1878 nucleotides long. RefSeq lists its product as uncharacterized. The record is from RefSeq and is a predicted model, not a curated record. NCBI's taxonomy places the organism in Eukaryota, Metazoa, Chordata, Crocodylia, Alligatoridae. Gene Ontology annotation, molecular function: transmembrane signaling receptor activity. The annotation marks the transcript as partial. The transcript has 2 exons. Gene Ontology annotation, cellular component: membrane. Gene Ontology annotation, biological process: immune response; toll-like receptor signaling pathway; inflammatory response.